This is a messenger RNA of Akanthomyces muscarius, 1548 nucleotides long. RefSeq lists its product as uncharacterized. Gene Ontology annotation, biological process: transmembrane transport. Gene Ontology annotation, molecular function: transmembrane transporter activity. The transcript has a single exon. The record is from RefSeq and is a predicted model, not a curated record. Gene Ontology annotation, cellular component: plasma membrane; fungal-type vacuole membrane. The coding region runs from base 1 to 1548 and encodes 515 amino acids. Lineage: Eukaryota; Fungi; Ascomycota; Sordariomycetes; Hypocreales; Cordycipitaceae.
AUGGCGGACCUAGAAAAUGGCCGCGGCAGCGGCGCCGGCGAAAAGGACCCGAAGCUCUCGGAUGAAAACACGGAUGCGGCGCCGGCCACACCCACCAGCCGACCACGCGGCCUGCUCGCCCGCCUCCGGCUCUUCGAGACGCACAUGGACCGCAAGCUCGGCAUCGAGUCCGACGCCAUUGAGCGCAAGCGCGCCGAGGACCGCCAGCACGUGCCCUGGCACGAGCAGCUGUCGAUGGCGCUGCUCUGGGCGAGCGGCACCAUGAACACGUCGUGCUUCGCGACGGGCUUCCUCGGGCGCGAGUUUGGCCUGGACCUGCGGCAGACGCUGCUCAUCACCAUCCUGGUGUCGCUGCUCGGCGGCGCCGUCGUCGGCGCGGCGGCCACGUUUGGCGCGGCCACCGGCCUGCGCCAGAUGAGCGUCUCACGCUUCUCGUUUGGCUGGUGGCCGAACAAGGUCGUCGCCGUCCUCAACGCCAUCCAGCAGCUCGGCUGGGCGGCCGUGUCGUGUAUCACGGGCGGGUUGGCGCUGACGGCCGUGUCCGACGGCCGCGUGUCGCUCGCGGUCGGCAUCGUCAUCCUGGCCGUCGUCGCCUGGCUCAUCUCCGUCGUCGGCCUGAAUGCGAUUCUGGUGUAUGAGCGCUACGCCUGGGUCAUCUUCUUCGUCAUCUUCAUGAUCAUGUUUGGCGAGACGGGCCGGUACGCGGAUAACACGACGCCGGCGACGGCGACCGGGGCCAACCUGGCUGGCGGUGUGCUCAGUCUCAUUGCCGUCGUGUACGGCUCCAGCGCAUCCUGGGCCACCGUCGCUAGUGACUACUAUGUUCACUAUCACGCCGAUGUCAGCCGCGUCAAGGUGUUUCUCCUGACGACGCUCGGUAUUGCCAUUCCCACCUCCAUCGGCAUGGUUGCGGGGUGCGUUGUCUCCUCGGCGCUCAAUGUACGACCCGACUGGGAGACGGCAUACCAAAAGGGCCUGGGCUAUGUGAUCCAGGAGUCUCUGUAUCCUCGCGGCUUUGCCAAGUUCCUCCUCACGCUUCUUGUGCUGUCGGGAAUCAACACCAAUGUCAUUGGAAUUUACAGCGCGGCAUUGUCGUUUCAGCAAAUCUCUCGACCCUUUUCGCUCGUGCCGCGUUUUUUGUGGAUGCUCUUGUCGCUGGCCGGCAUCCUUGCCCUCGCUCUCGGCGGGCGAGAGCAGCUGAACCAGUACCUCCAGUCCUUUCUCUCUCUUCUGGGCUACUGGUGCACCUCGUACAUCGUCAUCAUCUUAGAAGAGCAUUACAUCUUUCGUAAAGGCGACUUUGCCAGCUACGACCUGGACGGCUGGAAUACCCCAAGCCGCUUGCCUCACGGAAUCGGCGCAUCCGUGGCCUUUGGGCUUGGUGUCGUGGCUUGGUGCAUGGGCAUGAGCCAGACCUGGUUCGUCGGGCCGCUGGCCAGGUUAAUAGGAGACAGCGGCGGCGAUGUUGCAAAUGAGUUUACUUUUGUCGUGACAGCAGUGGCCUAUCCCCCGGCGCGGUACCUAGAGCGGAAGCAUUUUGGCAAAUAG